Messenger RNA from Raphanus sativus (radish), 1267 nucleotides. RefSeq names its product transcription factor MYB35. The coding region runs from base 206 to 1153 and encodes 315 amino acids. Lineage: Eukaryota; Viridiplantae; Streptophyta; Magnoliopsida; Brassicales; Brassicaceae. The transcript has 3 exons. The record is from RefSeq and is a predicted model, not a curated record.
UAACAAUCAUGCAAUUACCGUUAACUAGGAGCCUCCAAGCAUGAGAUCCUCACCUUCUAUUUCUCUCUCUCUCUCUCUAAAACCCAUGUCUCAGAGCUUUUGCAUUGCAUCAUUCUAUUUCCAUAAAGCCUUUCUUGUGGUACUUUUAGUCACUUCUCACCAUCUUCUUCUUCUCCUCUCUUGUGUCUGAGAAUAACCCACAAGAAUGGGAAGGCCUCCAUGUUGUGACAAAUCCAAUGUGAAGAAAGGUCUCUGGACUGCAGAAGAAGAUGCUAAGAUCCUCGCUUAUGUUGCAAUCCAUGGUGUAGGAAACUGGAGUUUGAUCCCCAAAAAAGCAGGUCUGAAUCGAUGUGGAAAAAGCUGUAGAUUGAGAUGGACUAAUUACUUAAGACCUGACCUUAAACAUGACAGCUUCUCUCCACAAGAAGAAGAGCUCAUCAUUCAGUGUCACAGAAUCAUUGGCAGCAGGUGGUCUUCGAUUGCGAGAAAGCUUCCAGGAAGAACAGACAAUGACGUGAAGAACCACUGGAACACGAAGCUGAAGAAGAGGCUGGUGAAGAUGGGGAUAGAUCCUGUGACUCAUAAACCUGUUUCUCAGGUCCUGACAGAAUUCAGAAACAUUAGCGGCCAUGGAAACUCAUCCGAACCUUUUCUCAGAAACUUCAAAACAGAACCGUCUAACAACAACUCUAUACUCACACAAUCCAACUCAGCCUGGGAAAUCAUCAGGAACAACACAACAAGCCAUGAGAGCUAUCACAACUCUCCUAUGAUCUUUACUAAUCCCACUUCUUCAUCUGAAUUCCAAACAACAACCGCGUUCCAUUUCUCUAACCAUCCACUCAAUGGAACCACAUCUUCAUGCUCUUCCUCGUCGUCAUCUGCUAGUAUCACGCAGCCAAACCAAGGGGCACAAGUAUUCUGCUGGAGCGAUUACCUUCUCUCUGAUCCUGUUUUGCCUCUGAGUUCUCAGACACAAGUAGUGGGAUCCUCAGCUACUAGCAACCUCACUUUUGAAUGCAGCUCCCAGAAGACUGCUUCCAAGGCCUCUGGAACAUGCCAUUCCGCGAGCUCGUUUGUGGAUGAGAUAUUGGAUAAGGACCAAGAAAUGCUGUCACAGUUUCCUCAACUCUUGAAUGACUUCGAUUACUAGAUCCUUCCUUUUGUUGCUGUUACUUCUCUUGUAGCCUAAAGUGUUAUGAUGUUUCAUGUUCAAGAACUGUAUCACCGUUUUUUUUUUUUUUUAAUAAGCUGUCUCUUCUCUUUA